ACCCUUGUCCGCGACUGUCAUGUCGCAAAACCUGGGCGCUGGUAUCCUGUAUAUUCUCGGAUGUGGAUGCUGCUGCCCUGGAGGCCAGGAUCCUUACAACGGGACGUAUACCUGCUGCGGCUGCAGCUGCUGUGGAGGGGAUAGCAAUGUGCAUGCUCGCGAGAAGGAGGUGGACAGCGAGUUCUUGGAGCGCGACUAUCGACGGGACGCAUCUGGUCAUAUUCACAUAGAGCCAAGUCCGACUCGCAGUAUGACCGCGCAGACUAGGGCAUCGGCUAUGAAAUGAUUUCUUGGUGCUUCAUAGUGACUUUCCUCGCUUAGGUUCUCAGAUUGCUUUCGGACUUUGACUCACUCGAUACCCCUCGCACUCUGACUGUUGUACCACUAGACCUCCGCCCUCGAACGGACCUUUUGCUUUGGGACGAAUACACGAGUUUGGUAUGACACGACCUGUACGCUUAGCCUCACACGUAUGGUGCUCGUCAACGUCUCAAGCCGCGAGGCGCACAGCUUCAUGUCGGAGAUUAUGCGGGAGAAGGGGGACUGAUCUCCUCGUUUCCGUCGCACUGAUUUCGAUGAGUCGUGCCUUCACCGCCGAGAAUCGUUACGAAGGGACGGGAUUUCCGUCCAGCAAGCACAGUUGCUUGCCAACUUGGUAUCUGGAGGGCCAUUCGGUG
Molecule: messenger RNA, 677 nt
Organism: Schizophyllum commune H4-8
Lineage: Eukaryota; Fungi; Basidiomycota; Agaricomycetes; Agaricales; Schizophyllaceae
Exons: 3
Coding region: 20-286 (88 amino acids)
Source: RefSeq, a predicted model, not a curated record